UCAGAGAGGCUGUGACAUCCUGUGAGGGAUGGGGAGAGAGCGUCCCUAAGCAGGAGGUGCCCCAGGAGGUUACUGCUCUGGUGGUGCGACCCGCUCCUGCAGCUCUAGCGCCUCUCCUGCAGCGGCAGGGGUCCCUGCAGGACAUGGAGCCUACCCAGGCGGGACAGGUUGUGGUGAUUGGCAGCGGACUGAUUGGUCGCAGCUGGGCUAUGGUGUUUGCUGGUGGAGGCUUCAGAGUGAAACUUUACGAUAUUGUGCAACAACAGAUAACAAGCGCUCUGGAAUACAUUAGCAAAGAAAUGAAGGAGCUGGAAAAGUCAGGAAUGCUGAAAGGAACUCUGAAUGCAGAGAAGCAAUUCUCUCUCAUUAGUGGCUGUACGGAGUUAAAGACAGCAGUAGAUGGUGCUAUGUUCAUUCAGGAAUGCACGCCAGAGAAACUAGAAUUAAAAAAGAAGAUUUUUGGUCAGUUAGAUCUUAUUGUCAGUAAUGAUGUUAUCCUAAGCAGCUCAACUUCCACGCUUUUGCCUACUAAGUUGUUCACUGGCCUUAAACAUGUGAAGCAGUGUAUUGUGGCACAUCCUGUAAAUCCGCCCUAUUAUGUGCCACUGGUUGAACUGGUUCCCCAUCCAGAAACAGAGCCUUCUACAGUGGAUAAGACCCAUGCCCUGAUGAAGAAGAUUGGACAGUCACCCGUCAAAUUAACCAAAGAGAUAGAUGGGUUUGUUCUGAACCGUCUUCAGUAUGCAGUUAUUAGUGAGGCAUGGAGGCUCGUGGGGGAAGGAGUAAUAUCUCCUGCUGAUCUAGACCUUGUGAUGUCUGAUGGAUUGGGAAUGCGGUAUGCAUUUAUAGGGCCGCUUGAAACGAUGCAUCUCAAUGCAGAAGGAAUGAAAAAUUAUUGUGAGAGAUACCGUGAAGGAAUGAUACAUGUUCUGAAAACCUUUGGGCCAGUACCAGAUUUUUCAGGUGAAAUUGAGCAGCAAAUCAGCCAGGCCAUGAGUGAAAAAACUCCAGCUGAUCCAGAACAUCUAAAUGCCAGGAGAGCAUGGAGAGAUGAAUGUCUUACGGGUCUUGCCAAGUUGAAAAAACAAAUGAAAUCCAACUGAGUUGCAUCCUCUGUAAUACACAAGGGCAAAUUAUCGGCAUAUCUCCACAAAAGUGGGUGCUUCCAUUUCCACAGGCAAAAAUCUGUAUUUGCAGAACAGGUGACUCAAUAUGCAAGCAAUGAUUUUUGCCCAUGUGCGAAUGCAGAGGGUGAUUCAAAAUGUAAUUCAAUUGUCAUUACAUUAUUAAUUAGUGACAGGAACUGCGUAAGAAACUAAUGCAUGAAAAACUUUUUAUAUGAUUAUUCUAAGUGCUUUAAUACUAGCUUAUGCAGAUUUGUUGUAGCCCUGUCAGUCCCAGGAUAUUAGCGAGACAAGGUGAGUGAGUGAUAUAAUAUCUUUUAUUGGACCAACUUCUGUUGGUGAGAGAGACCUGAAGAAGAGCUCUGUGUAAGCGCAAAAAACUUCUCUCUCACCAACAGAAGUUAGUCCCAAUAAAAGAUAUUACCUCAUAUAGCUUGUUUCUUUAAUACUAGCUAGCAUCAAUAGUAUUAAUACUGUAUAUAGACAGGCACACAAUAGUUUUUAAAAUUAUACAUUUUAUAAUCUUGCUUGGAGAUAUGUAGCCUCAGCAGCGCUUGCAUUUGCUGGGGUCCAGGAACAGGCAAACAUCAGCUAUUUGUCAUUAUGGGACAAAUUCUGCUCUCCAGAACCUUCUGUGGGCAUGGUGAGCUCUGACUAAUUUGACUGCAUUGGGGUGAGAGGAGAAUUUGUGGAAUGCACUCCUCCUAGGGAGACUAGGGGAGGGGUCCACUGGCCAUUCUCCCCACAGAGUAGGAGCACAAUAGCUUCAGGGUUGCUGCAACCCAGCUCUGUAGCUGUCCCACAAUUUUGGUGAGAGAAUUACUUUUUCCUUCCCUCCCCCCCACCCUUAGGCACUUAGAUACCAUGGUGAUAGACAAGGCAUAAGUAUAAGUACCUGAAUAGAAUAGAGCAGAAUCCCUCCUUGCCCCCCAGCCCCUAUAGAAUUCAUCAGAGCCUCACCCAGUUUUUCAGGCUAUGCGCUUGACAGCCCAUGACUUUGUCCUGACCAAAGUGAGCAGUUUGAUGUCACUGGUGGUUUAUUGCUACUCAAAAUAAGUGUGUCCGAUUUAGGCCUUCUCUAAAAGAGCUAAAAAGGUGGUUAGUUAUUUUUAAAUUGAGUUAGCUAACUUAAGAGGCAGUAGGGUAUAGUGGACAGGGCCUUGAUCUGAGACCUGGGUUCUCUUCCCAACUGUGCCACUGACAUGCUGUGUGACCUUGGGCAAGUCACAUCUCCUCUCUGUGCCUCUGUGUCUUCUCUCACCCAUUGUCUGUUUAGAUGGUUCAUUCUUUGGGGCAGGGACUGUCUCUUGUUAUGGGUCUAUAUAGUGCCUGGCAUGGUAGGGCCCUGAUCUUGAUUUGAACCUUUGGGCACCAGUGUAAUAUAAAUAAUAGAAAAGAAUGAUUUGAACUUAAUGUAGCCACUGCUUAACAUCUUUCAGAUUCCAAUAGCUGGUCAUAUUGUAACCUAGGUUACCACAUAAUGUAUAAGGUGUGAAGCAGUGGCUAUGCUACGUGGUGCUUCAAAUCCUGUUAGCGAAUAUAAUUUUAAAAGCACCUUUCUCUCUAUUCUAGACAAGGUCAUAGAAGGUUUUAAUAAUUCUUUUUAAACAUAAGAUUAGUUCCUUUUUGCUAUGUGCAUGUCCACAGUAACAGUCUCAUUAUGACUUAGCUGGUUAGUUGCUCUGCGUUAGCUUGUUUGAUAUCUUUGAAAAUAUAUCAAAAAUAUCUGCCUCCAUUUCUGUUCUUUGCUCAUGAAUAAAAGGUUGUAAUGAAAUAUACUGA
Messenger RNA from Trachemys scripta elegans, 2906 nucleotides. It is a transcript of the gene CRYL1, whose product is annotated as crystallin lambda 1. Gene Ontology annotation, molecular function: L-gulonate 3-dehydrogenase activity; NAD+ binding. Gene Ontology annotation, biological process: fatty acid metabolic process. The record is from RefSeq and is a predicted model, not a curated record. The transcript is spliced from 8 exons. Bases 144 to 1103 code for a protein of 319 amino acids. NCBI's taxonomy places the organism in Eukaryota, Metazoa, Chordata, Testudines, Emydidae.